Messenger RNA from Ilex paraguariensis (yerba mate), 2500 nucleotides. The record is from the annotation of a GenBank genome assembly. NCBI's taxonomy places the organism in Eukaryota, Viridiplantae, Streptophyta, Magnoliopsida, Aquifoliales, Aquifoliaceae.
AUGGCAACAACAAUCAUAGAACCAACCCGUCCAAUCGCCAUCGCCAUUACCAAUCCAAACCCAAGACAACAAGUCUGCUUCUCAUUCACAGCCUACACCAAGAACCUCAUUGACCAUCUCAAGAAUUUCGACAUAUUCACCGAACAAGGCCUCGACGACGCUGAAUUAUUAACCAUAGAAUCCACCUUCCACUUUUUCCUAUUGGCCCUGGCUUCCCCAAUUGGCGAUCCUCUUCGACCCAACAACUUGAAAUCCUCACAAACCUAUCGAUUCUGGGUCUAUGCAAAGAAGUCUUGAGAAAUAACUUUUGGCUGAAAUGUUGGGGUGAGAAACCAAAGGACAUCGAAGAAGCUGUGAAUUUGACAUUGAAAAAGCCUAUUUCUCUUCCUUAUUUGUUACUGCUGGGUGUGUUCAGGGGAAUCAAACAGAUUGGCUCAGGAGGUUGGACUUCUCAGUUGGAAAUUCCAAGUCCCUAUAAUGAGCUUUUCCAGUUUGAUGCAUCAUGGAAUUGCAAAUCACUGCAAUUUGGUUUCAUUGCCGCAUGUUGACUGUUGUGAGUUGGCUUGACCUUAGUAUUGCCUGUGGUAAUUUUUUUAUUUGUACAAUCUCAUGGAAGCUUCGGAUUUGUUUUUUCUUUGUGUAGACAUCAUGCUCAGUAAUUUUGUCAAUGGAAUGUAAAAAUAAACUCCUCAACUAGAAUACUUUUUUUGCCUAUAGGGGUAAAUUGCCAGAAAAAAAUGUGAAAACUACCUUCUUUUUUCUUGGUUAUUGGUGAAACAAAUAGAGAAAGAUAUAUUAGAAAGACCCCUUUUUUUGUUGGCCUCAAAAUUCUUAAGUCUAUCUCCUAAUGGAAUUAUGGAACAUUGGAACUUUUAAUUCCACAUUAAUGGUAGUGUUUUUACCUAUUCUACUAAAAACCCAAUUAUAAUGCCUUGGCAGAUGGUAUUGUCGUGAUGUUUUAAACAUUGUUGCUGGUGCCUUUUUAUACUUUUUUCUUUUAAAUGUUUUAGUGAUUGGUUUUCAUGAGCAAUUCUAUAUAGGAUUCUACUUUGUUGUUGUUGGUGCCUUUUUCUGAAGGAUUCUACUUUUUAGCUUCUUAAACAAACUUUUACAAUAGUUUGGUGAUAGUUCAAGAGAUCACUACAAAAUUCUUUUGAUUUGAAUUGUUAGUCAUAUAUGGUUAAAAAAAAAAAUUGAUAGUCAUAUUUUUUGGUUAGGGAUUUCCUUAUAUUUUCUAUAUGUGUAUCUCCCUCUAUAUAUAGGUGUUUAUGGAUUUAUUUCAGUUGAGUAUGAUUUUUUUGAUCAGUUGCAAAUUUAAAUGGUCGAUGUUUGAAUUCAUUUAUUGAUAUCUAAAUGUUUGAUUUGAAAAUCUAUCCUUGAAUUGUUAAAUCCUGUUUUGAUUAUUUUGGAUUUAAAAAAAAAAAAACCAAUCUCAGAAUUCUUGGUACCCAAAGAAAUUUUCAAAAGAUACCAAAGAUGCUUCUUUCAAAGUGCUCAGUGAAAUAUUCAAUAACUAUAUUUUGGAACUGUAGAUCUGUAGCUCCUUGAAAGCAAUGUGGAGCAUCCUUCACUACCGUGACAACUUAGUUGCUGCCAAUCACAUUCACAGGGUUAUGGUCGUUUUAAUUUUUUUAUUUGUUUACGAUACAAUUCUAGAAUUCACGAUGCCUCUUUACAUGUACUAUAAAGUGGUCAUGCUUCUUUGCUAGCGAUCUGUUUAUGGACUUCUUUCAUAUGUUGUUAAUUGGGCUUCGUUGUGCUCAUAGAUUGGAAUUGUUUUAUUGUGUUGCAUUAAUUCUAACAUUUGAAUUCAUGUUUGAUGUAAAAUUUCAUUAUUUGAUUCGUCAAAAAAAUGAGAAAUUACUUAUUUGUUGUUUUUAUGUUCAAUUAGAAUUGUUAAUUUUAGUAAAUAUAAGUCUUUUUUUAAAAAAAUCCACUUAUUGAAUCAGAUCGAUUGGUUAACUUAACUUUUGUUUUUAAUUGCAAAAAUACGGAGGAUAGGCUCAUAAACACCAUCACAGAGACUCCUUUGUAUGACUGUUGGGGAGAUAUUAAAUUUAAUUAUUGUCACAAGAUUAGUUUAGUUAGAAUUUUAUAUGUUAAUAUUGGUUGAGAUUGUGAACUAAUUGGGAUUGUGGUGUUAUGUUAUUUGGGAUUAUCUUUUUGUUUGACUAUUUAGGUUUGCUGUGCUAAUCAAGAUACUUGGGUCAGACUAUUUCCCUCCCAGUAAUUUUCAUAGAUGUAAAUUGUUUGUGAUUUGUAUUAAAAAUGUGGAUUUAUUUGAAUUUGAUAGGUUGAAGGUACUAAACAGAUCAUGUUCGCGUGUUAAGUGUGACCUGUAUACUCUAAACAUGUUGAAAGGGUUGAUAGUGGGUCGUGUCAACUUAGAUAUAUUUUAUUUUUUUAAGUGUGUUACACGAGUUAUGCUUUGAUUAUUAGCGUAAUAAAUGAAUUGUAUUUGUAUCAGUCAAGUAAUUUUUACAUGAUUAACUAUAUAAUU